This is a messenger RNA of Eublepharis macularius, 1095 nucleotides long. It is a transcript of the gene PAQR9, whose product is annotated as progestin and adipoQ receptor family member 9. Lineage: Eukaryota; Metazoa; Chordata; Lepidosauria; Squamata; Eublepharidae. The record is from RefSeq and is a predicted model, not a curated record. The transcript has a single exon. Gene Ontology annotation, cellular component: membrane. The coding region runs from base 1 to 1095 and encodes 364 amino acids. Gene Ontology annotation, molecular function: signaling receptor activity.
AUGCCCGCCGGCCUCGCCGCCCGGGGCCAGGCGCCCCUCGGUGCCGCCUCGCCGCCGCUUCGCCCCCCGCGCCGGGCCGCCCCGCUGCUGCGCUGGGACGAGGUGCCGGACGACUUCGUGGAGUGCUUCAUCCUGUCGGGCUACCGGCGGCUGCACAGCACGGCGCAGGAGUGCCUGGCGUCGGUGCUGCAGCCCACCAACGAGACGCUCAACUUCUGGACGCACUUCCUCCCGCUGCUGCUCUUCGCCGGCAAGUUCUGCCGCCUGCUGCUGCUACGCGGCGCCGGCGACCUGCCCUUCCACCACCCCUUCUUGCUGCCGCUGUGGUGCUACGCGUCGGGCGUGCUGCUCACCUUUGCCAUGAGCUGCACUGCCCAUGUGUUCAGCUGCCUCUCGCUGCGCCUGCGCGCCGCCUUCUUCUACCUGGACUACGCCUCCAUCAGCUAUUACGGCUUCGCCAGCACCAUGGCUUACUACUACUACCUGCUGCCCGGGCUGAGCCUGCUGGAGCCGCGCGCGCUCAGCCGCUAUCUGCUGCAGCGCCUGGGCUGGCACGUGGACUGCAGCGCGCCUCUAGCCUUCUACAGCGCGCUGCUGCUGCCCGUGGCCUUCCUGCUGGCCGUGGCCUGCACCGUGGCGUGUUGCAAGAGCCGCUCCGACUGGUGCGCCUACCCCUUCGCCAUCCGCACCUUCGUCUUCGCCAUGCCACUCAGCAUGGCCUGCCCCAUCAUGCUCGAGAGCCUCCUCUUCGACCUCAAGGGCCACAACCCCACCCUUUUCGUCUACUUCUACCGCCGCUACUUCUGGCUCCUCGUGGCUGCCUUUUUCAAUGUCAGCAAGAUCCCCGAGCGGAUCCAGCCGGGCCUCUUCGACAUCAUCGGCCACAGCCACCAGUUCUUCCACAUCUUCACCUUCCUCAGCAUCUACGACCAGAUGUUCUACGUCGAGGAAGGCCUGCGGCACUUCCUGCAAGAACCUGCGCCCGCCUCGCCCACUUUCACGGGCACCGUCGGCUACAUGCUGCUUUUGAUACUGUGCCUGGCCUUGGUCAUCCGGAGGUUUUUAAACGCCCCAGAGUGCGGCAAGCAAGACUGA